AUGAUUGCUCUCAUAGUGUGCCUCGCCGUUAUUAUCGCAACCUCGAGCACUGCGCUUCCAACUGCCAAUUCUGAAAGUCAGAUUCUCUCGCGAAAUUUCCUCUUCGAAUUUAUGAUCAUAGUUUUCCAGCUGGUAGCCCUGACCAAUAUUUUGGGGGUCCGCGGGGGGUGUGUACAACGGAGGCCGAAUGCAUUUGAAUUCAUUUCCCCUACUUUGAAAAAAUCGACCGCCGUGACCAAUACACAAGGGACGUUGGUGAAAGUUGUAACCCGGAUGAAUGUAUCUAACUUUCCUUAUGAGGGCGUUUCAAUAAAAUGUGUUUUCGAUCAUGAUAUGCCGUCAGUGUACAAAAGAACCAAGCCCAGGGCAGCUAGGGAUGGACGUAUGUAUUUAAAUCAAGUCCCCAUGAUUCUAUUGAAUUCUAACCGGGAGUUUAAUAUUAAAUGCGCUUUGAAGGGUGAUCUCUAUGGUUGA
Messenger RNA from Laccaria bicolor S238N-H82, 474 nucleotides. RefSeq lists its product as uncharacterized. The coding region runs from base 1 to 474 and encodes 157 amino acids. NCBI's taxonomy places the organism in Eukaryota, Fungi, Basidiomycota, Agaricomycetes, Agaricales, Hydnangiaceae. The transcript is spliced from 6 exons. The record is from RefSeq and is a predicted model, not a curated record.